AUAAUACCAACCUCUCGCUCUCUCAAUCUGAAAUCGGCGGGAAAAAAAGAGGAAGAAAACCCCCUCAAAUCUAGUCUCAUCCCCUCCCAAAUCCUCCAGACAUCUUUCUCCAUUAUUGGUAAUGAUUAACGUACUGAACGUGGCGGAGAAGCCUUCGGUGGCGAAAUCUGUGGCGACUAUACUCUCAAGGAACCAACAGCAUGGACUGAGAGUAAGAGAGGGGCGGUCCCGCUAUAACAAAAUCUUCGAGUUUACUUACGUGAUUAAUGGGCAGCCAUGCCACAUGCUUAUGACCUCCGUCACGGGUCACCUGAUGGAGCUCGAAUUCGAAGACCGCUUCCGCAAGUGGCAUUCUUGUGAUCCUGCCGAUUUAUUCUCCGCCCCCGUCCGUAAAUUCGUCCCUGAGGACAAGAUAGAUAUCAAAAGGACAUUGGAGGAGGAAGCUAGAAGGUGCCAGUGGCUUAUUUUGUGGCUUGAUUGUGAUAGAGAGGGAGAAAACAUUGCAUUUGAAGUGAUGGAGGUCUGUAGAGCAGCGAAUCGCUACCUCACCGUACGGAGGGCUCGCUUUUCUGCAUUAAUUGACAGGGAAAUCCAUGAGGCGGUCCAAAAUCUCGUUUCUCCCAACCAGUGCUUUUCUGAUGCUGUGGAUGCUAGGCAAGAAAUUGAUCUCCGUAUUGGUGCUUCUUUCACUAGGUUUCAAACCAUGCUAUUGAGAGAUAAAUUUGAUAUUGAUGCUGCUCAAGAUGACAGAAAUCUUGUUCUAAGUUAUGGUCCUUGUCAGUUCCCUACACUUGGCUUUAUAGUGGAACGUUAUUGGGAGAUACAGUCACAUGAACCAGAAGAGUUUUGGACUCUUAACUGUUCUCACAAAUCAGAUGAAGGCAUUGCUACCUUCAAUUGGAUGCGGGGACAUCUCUUUGACUAUACUUCUGCUGUUGUACUGUACGAAAUGUGUGUUCAGGAGCCAACUGCGACUGUAACAAAGGUUCAACAACAGGAGAAGAAUAAGUAUCCUCCAUAUCCUUUGAGUACCAUUGAGCUUGAAAAACGAGCUUCACGAUAUUUCCGGAUGAGUUCUGAACACACCAUGAAGGUGGCUGAAGAUCUAUACCAAGCAGGUUUCAUUAGUUAUCCUCGUACAGAGACAGAUUGCUUUUCUAGCAGGACUGAUUUGCAAACAAUUGUGCAAGAACAACAACCACAUCCUAUAUGGGGUUCAUAUGCUCAAAGGCUGUUAGAUCAUGGAGAAGGAUUAUGGCGAAACCCCAGUAGUGGUGGACAUGAUGAUAAAGCCCACCCACCCAUUCACCCGACAAAAUUUUCUGCUGGUGAAACUGGAUGGAGUCAAGAUCAUCACAGAGUAUAUGAGUUGGUUGUUCGCCAUUUUCUGGCUUGUGUUUCACAACCAGCUAUAGGGGCUGAAACUACCGUUGAAAUAGACAUUGCUGGAGAACAGUUUUCUGCAUCAGGGAGGGUGAUAUUAGCUAAAAAUUACCUGGAUGUUUACCGCUUUGAAUCAUGGGGUGGCUCAAUGAUUCCUACAUAUCUUCAUGGAGAACAGUUUAUCCCAACAACGCUGACUCUUGAUUCAGGAGUUACGAGACCACCGCCUCUUUUAAGUGAAGCUGAUUUGCUUAGCUGUAUGGACAAGGCGGGCAUUGGUACAGAUGCAACAAUGCAUGACCACAUAAAGAAGCUGCUUGAUAGAUUCUAUGCAACAAAGGAUCCAAACACUCGUUUCUCACCAACUAAUCUUGGCGAGGCUCUAGUUAUGGGAUAUGAUGACAUGGGGUAUGAACUUUGGAAACCAAAUCUUAGAUCAACAAUGGAGGGUGAUAUGAGAAGAGUUAGCAUGGGCCAUAAAAGUAAAACUGAAGUUUUGGAAACUUGCUUGCAGCAGAUGAAAGCUUGCUUCUUAGAUGCGAGGAUAAAUAAAAUUAAACUCUUGGAAGCCAUGGCUGUUUUCUUUGAGAGAUCUGAUAGAUCCAAUGGAAAUGAUCAUGGUGCAAGUGGAGAAAUUGUUCGUCCAUGUGGACUUUGCCAAGAAUCAAAUAUGGUGCUAAAAAGAAAUCGGGAUGGCAAUUUCAUGGUAGGAUGCUUGGGAUAUCCGCAGUGUAGGAAUGCUAUAUGGCUUCCUGGACCCGUGCUAGAAGCCACCAUAACCACCAAUAUUUGCAACAAUUGCACUCCAGGUCCCGUUUAUUUGAUACAGUUCAAGUUUCGGCAGCUUGAAAUACCACCUGGCUUCAAUGUCAACCAUUUAGGUUGCAUUGGUGGCUGUGAUGAGACUCUAAGACAGUUGAUAGAGAUAUGUGGAACUGGUUCCCGUGUACAAGCAAGAGGUAGAGCUCCAAAUACAACAUCCAGCAACCUCCAACAAAGUAACACUAGGCAUGGUACUUGCACUCAUUGUCAGCAAAUAGGGCAUAUUUCAAGUGACUGUCCUUCACGACUUUCAGCUUCUCGACAGGCUCAGUCCCGUGGAAUGAAUCAACAGACUGGGGAAUCUUCAGUUUCAUGUGGGACAUGUGGAACGCCUUGUCUUCUUCGUACGGCUAAUACUGCAAAUAACAGGGGCAGAAAGUUCUACUCAUGUUCAUCGCAAGGAUGCAACUUUUUUGUAUGGGAGGAUAACUUGAACAAUGGCAGCAACAGAAGAAAUGCUCCCCAUGGAAGUAUGGAUAACUCAGCAUCAAACCCUAGCAGGAGAAGUGGGCGUGGCAGAGGUGUGCAGAGUGGAGGCCGUGGUGCUGAUGUAACUUUUGUAUCAGCCACUGGUGAUCCUAUUUCUGGCAGAAGAUGCUAUGUAUGUGGUGAUCCAUCACACUUUGCAAAUGCCUGCCCGAAUCGUGUUUCCUGAUGCAAUCUGAGAUGUUAUGCAUGCAAAAUAGGAAAACAGAAGGCCGGAGUAGCAUUCUGCUGUCCGUUAUUCCUGCAUGAUAGUUAUGAAAUUAACUUAAUGAAAAGAUUUGUACAGAAAGGAGCUGUGUUAUUAUCUCAUGUUUUUCCAAUUCAUGUACGCAUGUGAUAACUUAAUUUGGAAAGAGUUGUUUUUUUCUGUCAUCUUUAGAAUUAACUGAUUAUUAUGACAGUUGAAUUUAUCAAUAUGCCAAAAUCAUUUCAUACUUUGGAUUGA
Jatropha curcas is the source of this 3136-nucleotide messenger RNA. RefSeq names its product topoisomerase 3alpha (gene TOP3A). Gene Ontology annotation, cellular component: chromosome; nucleus; RecQ family helicase-topoisomerase III complex. NCBI's taxonomy places the organism in Eukaryota, Viridiplantae, Streptophyta, Magnoliopsida, Malpighiales, Euphorbiaceae. The record is from RefSeq and is a predicted model, not a curated record. Gene Ontology annotation, biological process: DNA topological change; DNA recombination; DNA repair. Gene Ontology annotation, molecular function: DNA topoisomerase type I (single strand cut, ATP-independent) activity; zinc ion binding; DNA binding.